AUGGAAGAACCUACGAAACCAACGUGGAAUCAUGAUCCCACAAAUGCCAGUUACGAUGCAAUAGAUGCUGAAGUAUUGCAGCCGGUUGUCAAACAUAUAUGGCAUUGGAUGCUCGGUCGUCUUGUAGCAGCGCCAAAAGUCCUCGUUACAUCUAGUGAUAUUACUCGGUGGACGUCACUAUUAAAUGAUCGAAAUGGAAAGAUUCGUCUUAAUGCCGCUUAUAACCUAGCAUUAUGCAAUGAGUACCAUAUAUUAAUCGAUAGAUUAUAUGACAAUGAAGAAAUUUUUCGUUUUGAAGCAACCUAUGCAUUAACAGCAUGUAGGUAUAGUAAAGAUGCUAUUACGAAAUUACAAGAAGUGUUAAGAGAAGAAAAAAAUACGGAACAAAUAGCAUAUUGUAUAGCAUUUAUCUUUUCUGAAAUGGGAUCACUAGCUCUUGAUACAUUACCAUUAUUGAUCGAUGUUGUACAAACAAGUAAAGCAUGGUUAGUCCAACAAUACUGUUGUGAAGCAUUGGGGACGAUUCAGUCGAAUAGACAAGAUGAUAUUGAUGAAGUUAUACAAUGUUUGACAAAUGUAUUGUCUAAUCGAGAUGAGCAGAAUGACUUCAAACAAAAAUCUCAUGCCAGAUUUGUUGCCGCAUUAUCCAUUGCUAAAAUUGGCACCAAAGCAGUUCAAGCAAUACCUGUAUUAAAAGAAGCGCUCUAUCUCGAUCAAAAUCGCUAUGUUAAUGGUUAUUCAUUGUUAGCUUUGGAAAGAAUAGGAACAAAAGAAGCAUUAAAAAUCAUGUUAGAUUAUUUAAAAAUGUCUCGAUGGUGUGCAAAAACAACAACUGCCAGUCAAUACUAG
Molecule: messenger RNA, 849 nt
Organism: Rotaria sp. Silwood2
Lineage: Eukaryota; Metazoa; Rotifera; Eurotatoria; Philodinida; Philodinidae
Source: the annotation of a GenBank genome assembly